GCAGAAAGUCGCGCGUCAGCUCUGCGUCUUUGAAGAAGUUUGACAGGACAGAAAGUUUCCAGACCAGGAUGUUUAUCUCGCUGAAGCCCUUCAUGGAAGUUUUACUGGAUACUUGUGGACGAAUGGACGUCAAAUCUCUGCUUUUCCUGACGUUACACCUCUUUUUGUUGAAGGCAGCAGCUGACUGUCCCAAACCAGAGACAGAAGAAAAUAUGGUCUUAUCAGACGAAGCACUUCUAUUGAAUUCUUUUCCAGACAGAAUUGAGGUCGCAUUGGAGUGUGCUAAUGGAUAUGUUAAAGAAAGUGGCUCUGGGAUUAUAAACUGUAUUAAUGAAAACUGGUCUAGCCCAGAUCUCAUCUGUAAAAAGAAGGACUGUGGUCCCCCUAGAACCCAACCAAAUAUGAAAUUUGAAAUCCUCACUGAUACCCUGUUUGGUGCCAAAAUAAGAGUAACUUGUGAUAAAGGUUACGACCUUAGUGGAGCAGGCUUCAGACAGUGCUUUGCUACAGGGUGGUUUGGAAGAUCCAAAUGUGAAAUUGUGACAUGUGCCCCACCUGGUGAAGUGGCCGAUGGCACAAGCUCAUGGAAUUCUGCAGAUGAUCCAGAAUAUGGACAAACCAUACACUACGAGUGCAAUGAUGGAUACACUCUUGUUGGGAGUGAUACCAUUAUGUGCAAUGAAACUGGUGAAUAUCACCCUCAGCCUCCUAAAUGCGAAGAAGCCUCCAUUGCCACAGAGUCAUCAACCACAGAGACAACUCACAGUGAUCAAACUAUCCCAGCCAGUGCUGACUCACCUUUAACAACUGUCUCACCUUCAACAACUGUCUCUUCAGCAACAGGUGGCAGAGACAUGUUGACAGUUGAGGAUAAUAUUCCCGCAACCAACGUAACGCCAGCAACAACUUCUUUAUCUGGAGAUGCUUCCCUAAAAACCCCUUUAGAGGACUCUGCUUUUUGA
Scomber japonicus (chub mackerel) is the source of this 962-nucleotide messenger RNA. RefSeq names its product complement decay-accelerating factor-like. NCBI's taxonomy places the organism in Eukaryota, Metazoa, Chordata, Actinopteri, Scombriformes, Scombridae. The record is from RefSeq and is a predicted model, not a curated record. The transcript has 8 exons. Bases 69 to 962 code for a protein of 297 amino acids.